Molecule: messenger RNA, 3173 nt
Organism: Anoplopoma fimbria (sablefish)
Lineage: Eukaryota; Metazoa; Chordata; Actinopteri; Perciformes; Anoplopomatidae
Gene: kdf1b
Product: keratinocyte differentiation factor 1b
Exons: 4
Coding region: 122-1225 (367 amino acids)
Biological process (GO): regulation of epidermal cell division; keratinocyte development
Cellular component (GO): cell junction
Source: RefSeq, a predicted model, not a curated record
UACUGGACGAUCAAAAUGGAUCUAAAGCAGAAAUAUCUAAUGUGAGGUGUUGAAGACAACAGUGAUCAGUGAAGCCAGCUGGUGGACGCGCAGUGUAAACUAUUUUUGUGGGCAGUAAGUCAUGUCCGCUGGCAGUUUGAGGCACAGCUCGGGGCCUGGCAGCUAUAAGCAUGGAACCAGCCAGAGCAGCAGCCAGAGGUCGUCCUAUGAGGAGCGCUGUGUCGACCCAGUGGAAGACCGGCUCCCCAUCCCAGAGCUAAAGUCAGUCCACAAAGCUCAGCUGAAAGAUGCUAACGGAAGGGAGUCUGAGAGCAUUGGCUUCAUUCCUGGCUCAGCUGACCCGGCCUCUGCGACACAAACCUGCAAUCCCUGCUCUCCUCAGAGGAGCUGUAGGACCUUUGUGUGCAGCAUGCUCACCUGCGGCCUGUAUAGGGUCUGCCAAAGAUCCAUCCUCGCUCCGUGCCUGGCGCCAAACGAGAGCUCGCCAGACGAACCAGAGAAGGUGAGCCUCCAAUCUGUGAACCCAGAAGGCAACAAAGAGGAGGACGGCGCAGACUGGCUAGGGGACGUCCGCAUCGGCGGAGUCAAAGUCAACAGUGCAAGAGAGUAUUUGGAUGUUGAAACAAAAUCUCCAUCAUAUGUGCCUUCGCAUGGUGUUCAAACACAGCCCAGCCAUCCGUCUCUGCAUGAGUCCAUGAGGUUCGAAGACUGGGAAGACGGCGAGGAGGACGUGGACUCUCUGAUCACUAAGAAGCUGCUGGAGCUCUACUCUGAGUAUCAGAUUGAAGAGUUGGCCAGGUGCACAUCAGACUCUGUGUUUCUGAGGAAGAGCAAGGCCAUCAACCACCUCAUCAACUCGCUGGCAGAGGAGCACAAAAUGGGGGAGCAGGAGGCGGAGUGCCGGCUGGUGCGCGGCAUCAUUCGCAUCAGCACUCGGAAGAGCUCCAAGAGGAGGCCGCACAUCUCCAGGAUGGAGAGGACGCUGUCGGACAGCGGGAAUGAGACGAUGAGGGAGAGCGAUUCAUUUUCAAUCAGCAACAACAAUGAUUACAAAUCAAAUCCAAACAUCCAAAUAUCUGAACUGACGUCCUCUGACAAGUGUGCCAGAGAUAUGUGGAGGACCAACGGAGGUCAUACUUCCAGUUCUCCAUCAGCCUACUCCCCUUCUCACACAGAGACUAAUUCUUCAGGUGUCCCACUAAUUCGCACCUCUGUGAGAACAUGAUUCCUGCUCCACAAUGGCCAUCUAUGCUUGAAUUAUUUGUCUCGCUGUGUCCACAAGGUCACGUAUGGGGACGUUGAAAGGCGACACUACUUGCACAGGAGUCUCUGGCUGAGCCAAGCUCUUUUUUUUUUUUUUUUUAAGAGACCACGGCUUCGCUGUGGGAAAAAGAAAAUGUGAAUAUUCACAUUGUCUGAAGGACUUCAGUGAACUCAGGUCUCUGUGUGUAGAUAUUUAUGUUUGAUGAAUAGUAUGUGCAUGUUUGAAGGAUUGCUUGAUUGAGACCUUGUCCAGCAGGAAGAUAUCUUUAUGGCUCUUAUUGUAUCACGUUUAACCGACCCCUUGUCCUUGAAGGAGAGUUGUGUUCUUGAACGCUGACUCAUUUUGGCUGGUCAGAUUAUUCUGCUGUUGUUGUGCAAAGGACAUUUGGAUUUAGUUCUGUAAAUUGUAUAUAUAUAAAAAAAAAAAUUGGCACAUUUCAUCAUCAUUUUAUUUUAAUCUAUAUAAUUUGUGUGAUUUUUAAACUGUAUUCAAUGCUUUUCAAUCCAUUGGUUAUGUAUCACAUAUUUACAGUUAAUGAUUCCAGAUGAAUGAUCAGAAAUGAUGCUCUGAGAGUUUUCAUAAUUUGCCAUAUUUCAUACGGAUGUUAGAGGCAUUAUGUUGCAAGUUGUUGUGAAUGGAUGAAGAAACGAUAUUUGACAGGAAGAAUUUUUUUUAUAUUAUGGCUUAAAUCCUCUAUUAUCCUCUAAUAUUGGGUGGAAUUUUUUGUUUUUUUUAUGUGUGCGUCUGAUAGUACAGUAGAAAUAACAAUAGAAAAAGAACAGUUCAACAUUUGUUGGGGGGAAAUGAGCUACUUUGCUUUCUUGCAGAGAGCUACAGGCCAUAUGAAAGUGGUAUCUUCUUGCCAAGUUAAUGAUAUUUGUUUUUUCCCCUUAAGAAAUUCAAGUUCAAAGGUACAGAAAUGAAUUGUGAAAAUGCUGGGGGUUUUUUUUGCUAUUGUGAGGUUAAUGAUGUUCAUAUAGUGUGGAUCAUGUUUUUCUUUCUUUAAAGCUGAUUAUUAUAUAUAGUGUAAUAACGUGAAGCUCAUAAAGCAAAAAUAGCUGUUUGUGACCGUCCUGUCUGUACUCCAGUGUCAAAUUGUAAGAUGUUAUGAAAGCAGCUAGUCUAAUAUAAUGUACUAGAACUAUAAUGACUUUUUCAUGACUCAAGGAGUGAAUGUCUGUUUUCCUACCCCGGCCAUGCUUGCCGUGUUUGCUCCUGGUUUCUGAUGGGAAUUUGGCCAGCUGACUCUGCUGGAAUUUAUUCAGCCCUGUGUGCUUUCUUAUCAGCGUUAGCUUAUGGACCCUAUUGUAAUACCUUCAGUUAACACACAUGGGCAGCUAAUCCACAUGCUUAAAUAAUACUGUCCAGGUUACACUCUUGCCUCCAAGGAUCUAACCGCUUGUGCCUCAUUCAGUUGCAAGUAUAGAAAAAACAAAUAGUGACAGAGAUCAUUUAAGUAACGUAACACCACGGUGUAGUUUUAGUGUGUCAGGAACUUGGCUGCAACAUCACUGUGGUUAUAAUGAAAUGGUGUGAAACUGGUUGCUCAGGUUUUCGACUAGAAGCAGAAAAUGCAACUAUAUUUACGAGGUGAUUAACGUGUCUGUGUCAUAUAAUCUUUAUCUAUAUGAUUAUUAUUAUCAUAUUUCACCAAACUGGUUGACUUACCUGCUAAAUCUUAUCAUUUUGUUCUCAAUAGCACAUUAGAUUUUCUCAGAAGGUUUCCUCAAAUUCAGAAGUAUAAUCACCAAGUGUUGCACUUUGUAUUUUAAGCGAACGGUGUGUUGGCAGGUUGUUCUAGUGACACCAACCUGCCUUUUAACUGAUUUCUUGUUGUAAAAAUAAUAAAGUGAAUGAAGUGAAACAAAAAGGAGAAAUUGUUUGUUUGUCAUUUGCCACAUAUGGCCAC